CUUUCAGUUAGCACGCGUAGCAAGAUAGGCUGUAUUCUUUAAUUCAUGUCACAGAGUACUUGGAAAUAACUAUUUCUAAGGAUCCGCGAGGCCGAGGAGGAGGAGGCUCGGAAGCAGAAGGAGGCGGAGGAGGCGGCUCGGCGGGAGGAGCAGCGGCGGGAGCAGAAGCGCCAGAGGAAGGAGCAGCUGAGGGCCACGGGAGCUCUGCUUCAGGAGCUCGACCAAACGAUGGAGCUCACCAGGGACAGGAUCAUGGAGGAAGAGGAGUGGGAGCGGAUGAUGCGUUGCGACGGCCUGCCUGACCCGACGAGCGUGCCCGAGAUGAACCGAUACCUGAGUCUGUGGCAGGCUGACCCCGCGUCCGCCACGCUCGAGGGCGCCCUCGCCAAGACCGAUCAGGUGAUACACGUAAUAUCAGAGUUGGAGAAUGUCAUGGAGGAAACGAGGGACGCGACGGAGAAGCAGCUCAGGGACUGGAAGGAGAUCUGGCUCGAGCUCCAGGAGGCGCAGAAGGGGAAGCUGGACCAGGCGACCUACCACCAGUUGCUCGACCUCCGCCCUCACCUCGACCACGAGACGAUGGUAUAUUCCUUCUUCACGUCUUCUCCUCUGGUGUCCCUCGCCCUCUGGAGCAACACAACGCGGUCGCCGAAAAAUAAUAAUCAUCAGGUGAAGGAACUGGGCUUCACCUUCACCUUGCCAGCGGACUUGUCAGAGGCGGAGUGCGUGGUGCGCGUCAUGAGGACGGAGUACGACCACUACUCCAAGUUCGCGCGGACCUACAACCCGCCGCUCGUCCCCGAGACCUGCGGGGACCUCAUUGAUGAAGAGGAACCGGAAGAAACACCGAGAGAAGAUCCUCCGGCAGACAAAGAGAGCAAAGGCGACAAAGACAAAGACAAGGACAGCGACAAGGACAGCAAGGGAGCCCCUCAGACGUCCACGAAGAAGGCGAAGCCGCCGCACUACACCGACACCGCCGCCGGAGAACUGAACCUCCGUCGGUACCGCGUUCAGGGCGGCGUCUACACCGUGGACCUGCUGGAGGUGCCCCCGCAGCCCCGGGUUCUGGCGGACUGCACCAUUACUCAGGUGGAGGAAGUGUGCACCGUGUCCAAGGUGGAGUGGGUGGCGCAGUACAACCCGCCCGCUCCUGCCGAGGCGGGCGGGCAGCGGCGGCGCGACCCGGAGGCCGUGGAGCAGGAGAUGAGGCAGCUGGAGAAAGAGAUGAAGAAGCUGCUCCUGAUCACGAUCAAGUUGCCAGACUCCGCCUUUUGGUUCGAACCUCCUCAGAUGGUGUUGUGGGACGAGAGCAAACGUUGCUGGUCGACUGAUUACUUUCACGACGUCAAGUACAACGAAGACCAGUGCGUCAUGCAGGUGCGCACCAUGCGGUUGGGCGUGAUGGGCCUGGCCAUGAACCGCUACGCCAACCUGCCCUUCCAGAGCUGGGAACUGAAGCCGAAGGGCGCGUCCUCGGUGUCGCUCACCCUCAUCGCCGCCGUCGUCGUCGCCGACUUCACCAUCACGGAAGGUCAGGUGUGUCUGGCUAACCUGCAGGACGGCGCCCGAACAGCCCUCUCGCACCUGUACGGAAAGAACAUGAAGCCGGGGGCGCUCAUUAAGACGCUACAGUUCUACGGCAUCAACUUGUUCCCGGACCGCGAUUCCUACUGCUACAUCGACGGGCUCCCGACCAAGCACCGCCCGACGGAGCAGCACCUGUACAGGUGCAUGGCCCUCGUCGCCCCGGCCGUGCACUUCGCCUGGAGCAGGUGGAACCUCCUGGCGGGGAAGACCAAGCUCGUGUUCCAGAUGAAGACGAAGAAGAUGGUGACGGAUGAGAGUCAG
This is a messenger RNA of Penaeus indicus, 1851 nucleotides long. RefSeq names its product dynein axonemal intermediate chain 7 homolog. Gene Ontology annotation, molecular function: microtubule binding; beta-tubulin binding. The record is from RefSeq and is a predicted model, not a curated record. The transcript has 15 exons. Gene Ontology annotation, cellular component: axoneme. The annotation marks the transcript as partial. Lineage: Eukaryota; Metazoa; Arthropoda; Malacostraca; Decapoda; Penaeidae.